Molecule: messenger RNA, 2436 nt
Organism: Tauraco erythrolophus (red-crested turaco)
Lineage: Eukaryota; Metazoa; Chordata; Aves; Musophagiformes; Musophagidae
Source: RefSeq, a predicted model, not a curated record
AUGGUUUUAAAGAAGAAGAAGGAAAUUCAGGUAGAUGCAUUCUUUCUUGAUCAUCACCAGCUUGAAAAACUUCAGAAGUUUUCAAAGGCUGAAGAGCAAAACCUGGCAUCUCUGCUUCUCCGCUGCGCACAGCUGCGUGAUGGCAUCCAGCAGAUCCAGUGCAUUAAACAAAUUACGCCAUUGAUAAAGAAGAUGUAUCAAAACUCUGCAUGUGAUCCCAUGGUUAAAGCUUGUUUGGAUGUUUUGGGAGAGAUGUAUUUUUCACUGAGUGUGAAGAAUCCCUUGAAAAAAGUCUUAGCAAGUUCACUAAACCGUCUUCCUGAAGAGUUUAUGACGUUAGCUGUACAAAGCUUUGUACGCUGCCUUAGGGAAGAACUGAAAACCACAGAUAUAUAUUUGUACAGAAAAGUACUGGACAACCUUGCUUCCUGUAUGGAGGACUUCACCUUAGGUAGAGCAAGUAUUAAGAACCUGUUUGAAGAAGUUCUUCAGUUCCUGCAGAAGUCACUACUUGACAUUCAGGAAGAAAACAGAAAAAAUCAGGGAAAUCGUAUUGUUCAGACUCAGUUGAUGCACGAUUUAUUGAUAGCCAUUAAAGUUUCAAUGAUGCUUGUACAGAAAUUACAAGAAAAUAUCCAGGGAAGUCUUUGGAAACACCAUGAGUCUUUUGUUUGGCGAAGUAUGUGUAGUCUACUGAAAAGCUCCACAAACUUCCUAAUGGAUGCAACUCUCCUGCAGACUGUUCAGACUACCUCAGGACUGGCUGUUAUUCUGUUUACUAAAGCUAUGUAUGAGCCAGUUGAAGAAUUACCUUCCUUGGUCAGUGACUUGCUUCUUGGGUCAAUGCAACGUGCAGAUGUGCCCGCGUGGUUCGUGAGUAACUGUGAGACUCUGUGUAUGGAAGAACUCCCUGACUCGGUCCUUCUCUUUCUUUGCCAUGGAGCACUGGCUAUGCUGGAAUGGAAGAAUGGCAGCAUGGGUGACAAUGGAGAGAAACUAUUAUUAGAUAUUGCAUCAGUCUUGUUGUCUUUGAGUUCAGAGUUAAAAGAAUCCAGUAUGGCAGCGUCUUUGUCUAGAAUCCUUGCUAUUUGGACUAACUCAGCACUGGCUGCCCUCGUUUCAGGCUCUCCAAAUCUAAAAAUCAAACUUAAUGGGAACUCAGAUGUACUUGGGAAGCUGCUGGGAUACAUUUAUACACACUGGGAACACCCUCUGGAUGCUGUUAGACACCAAACAAAAUUAAUAUUCAAGAAUCUUCUUCAGAUACACCGAGCCACCAUUACUGGAUCGAAUGAAAAAUCUGACCCGUUCUUUGCAAGACUGAUAAAGAGUUUACUAAGCUUGGAAUGGCAUGUAAAAGGAAAAUACGCUUCUCUUGGCUGUCUUGUGGAGUAUGUGGGCACUGAGAAUAUACUACAGUUGGACAGAACAAUUCCCCUACAAAUCUUGGAUGUGAUGAGUGAUCAAUCUCUUGCACCCUAUGCUACUGAUCUUUUGGAAACCAUGUUUACAAAUCACAAAGCCCAUUUUACUUCGAGUUUUCAGGAAAGUACUUGGAUUGACCAAUGGCAUGACAUCUGGGUGUCUCCUCUUCUAGCAAUACUAUGUGAAGGGAACCAUGACCAAACUACUUAUAUAAUAGAUUACUAUUUACCAAAAUUGCUUAAAUGUAGCCCUGACAGUCUGAGCUACAUGAUUAGAAUUCUUCAGGCUUCUGCAGAUGCUAAUCUAGGCUCUCGCAGUACUAGAGGAGCUCUUGGAGCAUUAAUGGCAUGCCUAAGAGCAGCUAGGGCUCACGGACACCUAGAACUUUCAAGUAUCAUGAGUAGUGGUCUUGUAUCCACUGAAUGUGUAAAACAGGGUCUAGUUCAUCAGCACAAUCAGGUUUGCGUUGAUGCUUUAGGUUUACUUUGUGAAACCCAUCGUAGCACGGAAAUUGUGUCUUUGGAAGAAAUGCAACUAAUUCAAUUUUUUAUGAUGUACAACUUGAACAGCCAGUCUCCUUCAGUAAGACAGCAGAUAAGUUCUUUACUGAGAAAGCUAUUUUGUAGGAUACAAGAAAGUUCCCAGGUGCUUUUUAAAUUGGAGCAAAAUAAAACCAAGCAAGAGUUACUUGAAGACUCAACGAAAAGACAUCCUUUGGGGAUUUUGCAGCAAUACAAAGAUUUCAUGUCAUCUGUAUGUGACAGACUUUUUGAGGUACUGUUUCCUGGUUCAUCGCACCCAACCAGAUUUUCUGCACUAACUAUUUUAGGAUCAAUAGCAGAAAUAUUUUCUGUUCCAAAAGGUCAGGCACAAGUUUUUCAGUUAGAUCAGGAGAUUGAUUCUACUCGUGUCCGAACUUUGAUCCAAUGUUUUGCCAGUACUUUUGAGGAAGUAAAAGUUCUGGCAUUUGGGCUUUUGAUGAAACUACGUGAUGUUGUGUUUAAUUUACAG